This is a messenger RNA of Caenorhabditis briggsae, 609 nucleotides long. Bases 1 to 609 code for a protein of 202 amino acids. NCBI's taxonomy places the organism in Eukaryota, Metazoa, Nematoda, Chromadorea, Rhabditida, Rhabditidae. The transcript has 4 exons. Gene Ontology annotation, molecular function: protein binding. The record is from RefSeq and is a predicted model, not a curated record.
AUGCUAGCAGCAUCUUCUUCAAAUGUUCCACAACUCGCCAGUAAGCCCUCCGGUGCUCCGAAGCCAAUGGACUUCACUGGAACGGAUCCAUCGCUGACGGACGGUGUCGUUUUGGUGGAUGGCCAGAAGUUUCAUAUUUCAAAAACUCAUCUCGCCCGCCAUUCUGUGUUCUUCGAAACUAUGUUUUUUGAAAAAGGCUUCCAAGAAGCUAAUCAGAAAAUUGUGGAGCUAAAGGAGGUUUCAGCGGAAGGGUUUCAGCUUUUCCUGGAACUAAUAAAUGGUUACAAUCGGUUGUCAGACGAGAAUAUAGAAGCCGUCAUCAAGUGCUCUUCAAUGUGGCAGUCUGACAUCCCCCUGAAAAAGUGCACCAAGUUUCUUCAAAAAAAGUCGAAACUCUCCAAAACCGAGAAAUUUUUGCUCGCCGAUAAGCUGGACAUCAUAGUUUUGAAAACUUCCUUCAUCAAAGAGGUCCAAACUAAUGCGGACAUGGAAAACCUGGUUGGAUCGCUCGAUGUUUCGGUUUUUAAGCCAGCUACUGUUGAAAUGAUCGCCAGAAAAUCUCUGGAAAUCAAUAGAGUCCGUCAGCCGCCAGUGAUCGACCUUGCUUAA